Molecule: messenger RNA, 1368 nt
Organism: Lathyrus oleraceus (garden pea)
Lineage: Eukaryota; Viridiplantae; Streptophyta; Magnoliopsida; Fabales; Fabaceae
Exons: 1
Coding region: 1-1368 (455 amino acids)
Biological process (GO): mRNA splicing, via spliceosome
Cellular component (GO): catalytic step 2 spliceosome
Molecular function (GO): protein binding
Source: RefSeq, a predicted model, not a curated record
AUGGAGGCAAUGUCUUACUUCACCCGACCUGCUUUUGCUUCACCUGUGAUUACACACCAGCUGCAAUUUCCACAAGAAAAAUCUAUUAGUGGCAUCCAUAUCAAAACCUAUAAACCGCAUGGCCGUGAAGUUCGCGACGUCCACGUUACGUCGGACGACUCCAAGUUAUGUUCCUGUGGUGGAGAUAGGCAGGUUUUCUAUUGGGAUGUUGCUACUGGACGUGUAAUAAGAAAGUUUCGUGGCCAUGAUGGUGAGGUAAAUGGUGUAAAAUUCAAUGAGUAUUCAUCUGUUGUAGUCUCAGCAGGCUAUGAUCAAUCAUUGCGCGCUUGGGACUGCAGAUCCCACAGCACUGAGCCAAUACAGGUUAUUGACACAUUUGCAGACAGUGUGAUGUCUGUCUGUUUAACAAAAACUGAAAUUAUUGGAAGAAGUGUUGAUGGAACUGUUCGGACAUUUGAUAUUCGUAUUGGCAGAGAAAUAUCUGAUAGCUUUGGGCAAUCUGUCAACUGUAUAUCAAAGUCAAAUGAUGGCAACUGCAUCCUAGCCGGUUGCCUAGACUCUACUGUGCGUCUUUUGGACAGAACCACAGGUGAACUGUUACAAGAAUAUAAGGGUCACACUAUUCAGUCAUACAAAUUGGAUUGCUGCCUUACUAAUACGGAUGCUCAUGUAACUGGUGGCUCUGAGGAUGGCUUCGUCUAUUUCUGGGAUCUUGUAGAUGCAUCUGUUGUGUCAAAAUUCAGGGCUCAUGCCUCAGUGGUAACAAGUGUAAGUUAUCACCCAAAGGAAAACUGCAUGAUAACUUCAUCGGUAGAUGGCACUACUAGGGAAAUGAAAGACCCUGCAACUCUUGAUGUGUCAUCCUUAAUUAUAUUUUCUGGAAAUCCUGGACCUCCAUUAGAGUUAUGUGACAGGGAUCCUGACGAAGGUGUAAAGGCAUUGAAGAGUUCUACAACUAUUGUGUUACACCCUGGUCGGAAUACUAUUGCCUUGGAUCUACCACCCCAGAAACCAGGAUCAUAUGUUCUCGGAGUUCUUACUGGGCAGAUUGGGCAGUUGAGGUUUAGAUCUCAUGGUGUUUCAAAACUUGGUCCUGCAGAGAGUGAUGAUGUUAUGAGUUAUGAAAAGCCAGUUAAACCUAUUUUGAAGGUUUCCAAACCUAGAGCACUUGUGGAUCUUGAUGCUGCUAUUUCGUCUGCAAGCUCAAAAUCACCUCAGGGAGGGAAAGGUUCUGUACGACUUGAGCGGAUAACUAAAAUAAGGCAGCAGUUGAAGACAUUCCUUUCAGAAGCAACUGGCUGCAUCUAUCUGGCCUUCAAGUGGAAAUCCCCACCAUCAGCUUGUUUUGUUGGCUUCAUAUUCUGGUGA